Molecule: messenger RNA, 1579 nt
Organism: Sorghum bicolor (sorghum)
Lineage: Eukaryota; Viridiplantae; Streptophyta; Magnoliopsida; Poales; Poaceae
Product: probable 2-oxoglutarate-dependent dioxygenase At5g05600
Exons: 3
Coding region: 303-1346 (347 amino acids)
Molecular function (GO): dioxygenase activity
Source: RefSeq, a predicted model, not a curated record
UAAAAAUUAGUGUCAUGACAUGUUUAUUAGUGGAAGAUGAUAUGAGUGUCUUUUAUGUUGAGAUAAACUUGAGAUGACAUAGAUAGUUUAUAUUAAGAGGUUAAAAGUUAGUGUCAUGAUAUAGUUAUUAGUGGAAGAUAAUGUAGAUGUCUUAUAGCUUUAUAUCGCAAACUAAGUGAUGCUUCGAUGAGCACAACUGCACAGUAGUUGCUGUCUUGCUAAUACGGACGAUUACCUCCCUCUUACGACGUUGACUCGUAACCAUCCCAGCACACCUCAGCACGAAGCGGACCUCCACGACCAUGGACGACGCAUUCGUGCAGGCCACCGAGCACCGCCCUGUGUCGCCCAUCGCCCAGGCCACCGGCGUCCCCGUCAUCGACCUGUCUGCGCUAGCCGGGUCGACGCCGGGGGCCGUGGACGCGCUGGCGGCCGAGGUGGGCGCGGCGUGCCGGGACUGGGGCUUCUUCGUGGCGGUGGGCCACGGCGUGCCGGAGGCGACGGUGGCGCGGGCGGUGGAGGCCGGGCGGGCGUUCUUCGCGCUGCCGCCGGAGCUCAAGGCGGCCGUGCGGCGCACCGAGCGGGCGCCGCUCGGGUACUACGACGCCGAGCACACCAAGAACGUCCGGGACUGGAAGGAGGUGUUCGACUUCUUCCCGCACGAGCUGCCGUCGGCGGCGCCCGACGACGAGCUGGUGUUCGUGAACAAGUGGCCGGACGACGCCGACCUGCCGGGACUCCGAGCGGCGCUGGAGGAGUACGCGGCGGCGAUGGAGGAGCUGGCCCUGAAGCUACUGGAGCUGAUCGCUCGGAGCCUGCACCUGGCACCCAACCGGCUGCACGGCUUCUUCGGGGACGGUCAGACGACGACGUACCUGCGGAUGAACCGGUACCGUCCGUGCCCACGGCCGGACCUCGCGCUCGGGCUCGGCCGCCACAAGGACAGCGGCGCGCUGACCAUCCUGCGCCAGGACGACGACGUCGGCGGGCUCGACGUCCGGAGGCGGACCGACGGCGCGUGGGUGCGCGUGGAGCCUGUCCGUGGCUCGUUCGUCGUCAACGUCGGCGACGUCGUUCAGCUGCAGGUGUGGAGCAACGACAGGUACGAGAGCGUGGAGCACCGGGCGUCGGUGAACUCGGAGAAGGAGAGGUUCUCCAUCCCCUACUUCUUCAACCCGGCCAUGGCCACCCUGGUGGAGCCGCUGGAGGAGAUGGUGGGCGAGGAGAACCCGUCAAGGUACGACGCGUACAGUUGGGGGGAGUUCUUCAGGAUCAGGAGGAGAAGCAACUUCAGCAAGCUGGAUGUCGACAACAUUCAGAUCGCGCAACUCAGGAAGCACAAAUGAAAUAAAAGCCAAAAACAACUUUGUUCAUUCAUCAGAAAAAAGCCACACCCAGAAUGCCGUGAGGGAAAAAAAAAGCAUAUGCAUUGGCAAUGCCAAUGCACAUUUACUUGACCAAUUGGCAAUACAUCAAAAUAAAGAGUAUGGAAGUUGAAGUUGCCCCUUAAGUUUAAUUCUCAAAGUAGUUUUGUAACAAUAAUGAAACCAUUCAAUAUAUCUUUUUUUUUUUACUCUCA